Messenger RNA from Schizophyllum commune H4-8, 379 nucleotides. RefSeq lists its product as uncharacterized. Bases 132 to 293 code for a protein of 53 amino acids. The record is from RefSeq and is a predicted model, not a curated record. Lineage: Eukaryota; Fungi; Basidiomycota; Agaricomycetes; Agaricales; Schizophyllaceae. The transcript has a single exon.
CUCGCAAGACCGCGACUAAGGCCCGCCGCUGAGGGCCCUGCCCCUCUCCGCACGGAUCGCGGGCGCGGUCUCAGGCGUACGGUGAAGGUCGUCCCCUAUAAGACGAUGUUUUAGGGAUCGUUCUCUGCUUCAUGCCUUGCGACGUCGGUGCAUACGCGGUCCUUCGCAUCACUGCUCGUAUACCCCUCAAGCAUCUCCUCGUCCUCGCUGUCUGCGCUCUCGCCCUCACACUCACGAUUACUACCCUGCACGUCACCUCCCUCAUACCCUGCAUAUCCCCAUACCUCGCAUAGUCCUGUCGCCGCACACACACAUCCUCCUCCUCCCCACCGCACGCACGUACGUAUCUUUCUCAUCUUAUCCUGUAUUUAUAUGUCCC